Messenger RNA from Dioscorea cayenensis subsp. rotundata (Guinea yam), 2277 nucleotides. RefSeq lists its product as uncharacterized. The coding region runs from base 1000 to 2034 and encodes 344 amino acids. NCBI's taxonomy places the organism in Eukaryota, Viridiplantae, Streptophyta, Magnoliopsida, Dioscoreales, Dioscoreaceae. The record is from RefSeq and is a predicted model, not a curated record. The transcript is spliced from 3 exons. Gene Ontology annotation, molecular function: acyltransferase activity, transferring groups other than amino-acyl groups.
UGUCUUCUCAGAACCUCCAUUAUUUGUACUAAUAUGCUCACUGAUUCCUCUUCUUCUCACGCUUUCUCACCGACUCUUCGCCUCCUUCUUGUCCCUUUCUCCCUUUCUCUUCCCUUUCCUUGCCCUAGAAUUCCUCCAGGUACGUCUCUCUCGGUUUUCCCCUGUUUUCCCUUUUUUUUUUCAACCAGAAUCAUGUGUUUUUGAGCCAGUUUUGAGUCCAGAGUUGAUAAAAAGGGAAGUGCAAGUUGUUCAUUGAAUCUAUGAAGUAGAAUAAACAAAGGAUUAAGCGUUAAUUGUUACAGUUGUUAAUGUUGUGCAAUUUGUAGUCAUUGGUUUCUAUUGUUUCCAGACAUAGAUGGUGUCAAUUUGCAAGAUUGGGUACUGGAUUAUAGAGCUGCAGUGUUGAUUAGCACUAAAUUAAUUGUAGUUACGUCGGUUGCGUGUAUUGAAUAGAGAUAGCUAAAACGGAUGCUCUUUGCUGCUGUGUGGCCUCUGGGCCACAUGGAGAGAGAUCAAAUUCAGUUAGCAAACCCCCCCAAUUGGAGAAUAAAUUCUACUUUUUCUUUUUCCCCUCCAUUUUCAAGGCUUUCAGACUUCAGGUCUUAUUCAGAUGGGAUUAUCACAAGGGACCCAUUGAUUCCCCCAUUUAUGAAUUGUCAUUUUCUCUGCACAAUAAAGGAUGAGGAUAACUCUUACAAAAACAUUUCAUCUUGGUGAGUUCUGUAGUAUUCCUGCUUGGGUUAAUUUAGGAUUAACUUAAACUUUUUAUGACAAAAUAAUAAUAAUAAUAAUAAUAAUAAUAAUAAUAAUAAUAUAACAACAUUUAUAUUUUCUUCUCUUACAACGAAACCAUCAUGAUACUUUUCUUUACUUGUAUUGUUUCCACUAGAGAAUAUAUCCACUUCUUCUCUUUCUCCCAAAACUUCUCCUCCCUUUUCAAAAACCCCUUUUUCCAUGGCGCACCGCUACCACUAACUCCCCCACCACGAAGCUCUAUCAAUGGCGUCUUCUCCCACCUCUCUCCUCCUCUCCUUCGAUUCAACUCUCCAACCCUUCCUUCUCCCCUCGUCUUCCUCCUUGCCUCCUCGCCCCUCCCCAUCUUCUCUCGCUUGCCGCCUCGUCCGCGUUGCCUCUCGCUCCAUUCCUUUGGGAUCGACAUCCAGAUCCACAACCUUAUACACCGCCGCCAACUCCACGCUCAACGACUUCAACUUCAGGCAUGAAUUCACUCAUGGCUUCAUCUUGAUCCGCCCGAUGCUCGACAAUGAGCUCGAUGAGACUGUCCAGCUGCUCGCCGAAUCCUUCUCCGAGGUCAUGUUCGGCACCGAUCGCUAUGUCCAACUGCUCAUCUUCUUAGUGAAGCAGUACAUUGAAGAAAGGUUGAAGCUUGUUCCUAACACUACCGUGCUCGUUGGAUUCUACACGGAGACGAACUCCAGUGAAUCUCAGCUUGUUUGCACCGCUGAGGUUUCAUUUAAUGCUAUUGGAGCCAAUGCUGCGGCGCCGACGCCGCAGCCUCCUCCGGAUUACCCUUACAUUUGUAAUAUGACCACCAAGAAGUCGCAUCGGAGGAAGGGCAUUGCUUGGCAGCUUCUCCAGGCUUGUGAAGAUCUUAUAUUACAAAUGAAGGCCAAAAGACAAGUUUACCUCCAUUGCAGAGUAGUCGACAAAGGCCCUUUCGCGCUAUACAACAAAGCUGGUUACAAGGUUGUUAAGAAGGACAAUAUCAUGGUCUGGCUUACUCUUCAGCGGCGCAAAUACCUUAUGCGCAAGAUACUACCACUAACCAAUUAUGUUCAUGCAAAUAUAAGGACUGAGGAUCUAUCAACACCAAAUGACACACAAGUGCCACAACAAGAUGUCAAGGCCGGGGAUCUAUUACCAUCAAAUGAUAGACAUCCGGACAUCAAGUAUUUACCACCGCAAAAUGAUAGACAUCUGGAUGUCAAGCCCGAAGAUCGACCACAACAACUUGACAGUCAUACGACAAGCUUACAUCUUGAGAAUGAUGAUGAUGAUGACGGAAUAUUCUGAACUAUCAAUUCGAUCUAAACAGUGGCUGUAAAUAUAAAGUUCGACGAGGGGUUAAGGGUCUCAAAUGUACAAGUGGUUGUGCUAAUCAUUGACUAAGUGUUUGAUAUUGAAAAUCUCUGAGAGUUGUUAAAGAAAAGGGUCUCAAUUGUACUGAGACCAAUUUGAUUUAUUUCGUUCCCAUUCAUCGUAUUUGUAUGUAAUUGUAUGUUACAAGAGGGAAGAGUUGUGUUUCUUUUCUGCAAA